CACCACAUGAAAUACCACAUGCUGACUAAACAUGGAAUAGGACAAAAACUUACGUGUCCAAUUUGCCCACACACAUGCGCAAACAACUCCAUGCUUAACCGCCACAUGAAAAGCCACUCAGAAGUGAGGUCUCACUCUUGCCUGACAUGUGGAGCCUCGUACAAAUUUUUGUACAAAUUGAAACAACAUCUCACAAAGCAU
This is a messenger RNA of Helobdella robusta, 201 nucleotides long. RefSeq lists its product as hypothetical. The annotation marks the transcript as partial. The record is from RefSeq and is a predicted model, not a curated record. The transcript has a single exon. Lineage: Eukaryota; Metazoa; Annelida; Clitellata; Rhynchobdellida; Glossiphoniidae.